UACCGUUUCCAAGAAUUCCUUGAAGAGCUCCCUGCUGCAGAUAGAAUGCCAUUUUACAUGGACUUUGCUGAAGCAGGAUGUGGAUCUUGAACACCUAGAGGAAACAAUAGGUGAUCAGAUAGAGUUUUUCGCAGAAUCAAACAUCAGAAAUUAUAAUCUACUAUCCUAUGUAUACCACCUAAAGGAUUCAAACGAUGAAGCCCUGAAAAUUCUCCAAGAAGCUGAAGAAGUAGUUAAAAAAAAUCAUCCAGAUGAAAUUGCCAGGAGAAGUCUUGUUACUUGGGGUAACUAUGCCUGGAUCUAUUACUACAUGGAGAGAUAUAAAGAAGCUCAAACUUACGUAAGCAAAGUGGAAAACGGCUGCAAAAAGCUUUCAGGUACUGCUCAAUGGAAGAAGAUUCAGCUUCCAGAGAUCUAUGCUGAGCAAGGAUGGGCAUUAUUAAAGUUUGGGAAAAAAUACUAUGAGAGAGCAAAGGAUUGCUUUGAAAAUGCUCUGAAGGAUGAACCCAACAACCCCGAAUUUAAUGCCGGCUAUGCCAUAACAAUGUAUCGUUUGGAAGAUUAUUUUUUGCAGAAAAUCGAGGGUACAAGCCUGUCCCUCGAGCCCCUGAAGCAUGCAGUGGAACUGAAUCCGAAGGACACUUUCGUUAUGACAUUACUUGCAUUAAAACUUCAGGACUUAAAGCAAGUUGAGGAAGGGGAGAGAUACAUUGAAGAAGCAAUGCAGAAAACCCAUUAUCUUCCUUAUGUCCUGCGGUAUGCUGCUAAAUUUUACAGAAGGAAAGGAGAAAUGGACAAGGCACUGGAGAUUUUGAAAAAGGCCCUAGCAGUGACACCAAGAUCUGUCUUUUUGCAUCACCAGAUAGGACUCUGCUACAGAGGAAAGCUGAUUCAAUUGAAAAGGACUACAAGAUACCCACCUAAAGAGCAAGUGGAAGAACUCAUCCGACUUGCCAUUUUUCAUUUUAAAACAGCAAUUGACCAAAAGACAAAAUUUUUUUCUGCCUAUACUGAUCUAGCAGACAUGUAUGCACAAAGAAAGAUGUAUGAAGAAGCAGAAGAGACAUUUCAGAAAGCAUCUCAGAUAAAUAUUCUAUCCGAUAAGGAUAAACAACAAUUCUGCUACGUUUAUGGCAAUUUUCAGCAUUUUCAUAUGAAAUCAGAAUCUGAAGCCAUUAGGUAUUACACAGAAGGGCUGAAAAUUGAAAAAGAGUCUUAUUUCUUCUGUAAGUGCAGAGAUGCUCUGAAGAAAUUGCUGGAAAAGAGAAUUCAGGGAGGGUUAGGAGAUGCAACAGAUUUUGGUACACUUGGACUUGUUCAUCAUCUAAAUGAUGAGAAACAUGAAGCAAUUGAGUGCUAUAAGAAAGCCAUUACGUUGCAUCCCGACAAUGAAGAAUAUCUGAAUGCAUUAUAUGAACUACAACUUUCUGUCUCAAGCUAA
Leptosomus discolor (cuckoo roller) is the source of this 1441-nucleotide messenger RNA. RefSeq names its product interferon-induced protein with tetratricopeptide repeats 5. Gene Ontology annotation, cellular component: cytosol. Lineage: Eukaryota; Metazoa; Chordata; Aves; Leptosomiformes; Leptosomidae. Gene Ontology annotation, molecular function: protein binding. The record is from RefSeq and is a predicted model, not a curated record. Gene Ontology annotation, biological process: defense response to virus.